Molecule: messenger RNA, 887 nt
Organism: Darwinula stevensoni
Lineage: Eukaryota; Metazoa; Arthropoda; Ostracoda; Podocopida; Darwinulidae
Source: the annotation of a GenBank genome assembly
AGAUUUUUUCCCUUCGGCAGGUGUAAUACUAGAAAAGGAAAAUGGGAAAGAGAAAGGCAGCAGGAAAGAAGGAGAAGGCUGUUGCAGAACCUGAAGCAGAAGUUGAGAAGGAGAUUGAAGAGGAAGAACCUGUAGAAGACGAGGAUGACCAGUUUAGCUCUGGGUCAGAUGAGCCCAAGCCAAAGGUCAUUGCCAAGACCAAGGGCAAUGCCAAAGCCAAGACCAAUGCCAAGGCCAAUGCUGCUGGAGAGGAAGCUGAGGAGAAGAAGGGAAAGGCCAAGCAAGCCAGGGGAGGUGGAAAACGUCGUAAGGAGGAAGCAGAACCAGGGCAAAAGAAUAAGAGCAAGAAACGUGCUCAGGAGAGUGAGGAUGAGGAGGACAGUGUAGAAGAGGAUGAAGAAGAAGAGGUCACCUUUGCAAAUUGUGUGAAGGGGGCGUAUAAGAAGAGAGCUGUGGCUGUGGCAGAUGCUAUUCGAGAAUUACAUCCAGCUCUCCAGAUUGAGCUCAACUCCAUUCCUCCUCGGAAGAAUUCCUUUGAAAUUGUUUAUAUUGAUGAGAACAACCAAGAGAGGUUGUUGUGGAGUGGGAUCAAGAAGGGGCCCCCGAGGAAGCUCAAGUUUCCCGAGCAGGAUGUCAUUCUCAAAGCUCUGAACGAAGCCGAAGUAUAGGAAGGGAAUUGUCGAGUGUGUCCAUUUUCUUCUUUUCUCAUGACAGCCUUGUUUCUGUGUUCUUUUUGUUUGUAGGAGGGGAGGGAAUGCAUGAUGGAUCUGUUGAAAUCUAGGUUCUUCCCUAGGAUGCAGAUUCUGAAGAUUUCGCUUCUUUCUCUUCCUCUUCCAAGACCACAUUGUACCAAAAGGAUUUGGGAAUUUGUCUUUGUAAAUUUUUCU